Molecule: messenger RNA, 400 nt
Organism: Plectropomus leopardus (leopard coralgrouper)
Lineage: Eukaryota; Metazoa; Chordata; Actinopteri; Perciformes; Serranidae
Source: RefSeq, a predicted model, not a curated record
ACACAUUAACCGACGGUGAUCAAAAGUCCAGGCUGUAGACUGUGGGAGUUUUAUUUUAUUUUUUUAAACAAAUUAGCCUUUUAUAUUGCACGAACUGCAGGUUGAGGUGAUGUUGAUGAGUGUAUUCAGGUGCCUUAGGACCAACCCUGUUGCAGGCCUCAGGAGCAUGUCUCAAAGCAGCCUUGCUGGAAAGGUGGCCAUCGUCACUGCCUCCACAGAUGGAAUUGGUCUGGCCGUAGCUCAGGGGCUGGGAAAGAGAGGCGCUCAUGUGGUGGUGAGCAGCCGGCGGCAGGCCAACGUGGACAAAGCUGUGAAGCUGCUGCAGAGCCAGAGCAUCCAGGUGACCGGGACCACCUGUCAUGUUGGCAACAGGGAAGACCGAGAGAAACUGGUUCAAACG